UAUACAAUGGACAAUAUGCACAGUGCUUGUGUUAUAAAUAUUUUGCUGAGCUGGGCUGAGAAAAAGGGCACAGUGCUUAUGACAUGUAACCUGCAUGCUGUUUUCUUGCAGACAAUAAAACUAACUUCAGGCGUGUGGUACUGGAAAGAUGACACUAACACACUUGAAUUUGCAAGCUCCAGUCCAGCAGCUGAGGAAAACCUUAAUGAAGGAAAAAACGCUCACUUUCAGGAAAUAUGUGUCAAGACAUUAAAGAGCAUUUUCCAAGAUGAAUGCAGUGCUACGCUCCCUGAAAAAAGGCUGGCUGACAAUGAGGAAAAAAUUCAUAAGCUGUCAAAGUGGAUAAAACAUGAAUAUGUCACACUGGAUGAUGUCAAAUAUCUUGCUUUCCUUUUGAGAGAAGAAAAUGAGUCACAUCGCAUGCUACCAUUUGCAGCAGUUAUGGGGAACAAGAAACUGGAUGAGUUCCUCAUGGCCCUGCUUUUCUACAUGUCUUUUUACCUGGAAAAAAUUGCCCUGGAAAAGAAAACCCAAUCCUUGAUUUUGUCUGUGAUUUUUCUGGAAAAUAAAGCAAUGGACGAUGUGUUGGCAAAGUUAGCGGUGGCCAAGAUUUACCUUGCCAAAGUUUACAGUAACUUUGUCCUUGAGAGAGGCAGAGCAGAGCGGAGUCGCACGUCUCACAGAAAGAGAAAAACAUCUUUGCAGAAAGAUCGGAACUUCUUUGAGGGCUUCUACAACUUCUGCAGCUACGUGACUUGGCUUGUGUUCGGGCGGAAACACUUCCAAGUGAUUCGGGAAGAAAUCGGCAGGCUCCUCUGCUCCGACAUGUUCAAUCUCGCCUUAAGAGACAGGAAGCAUGUUUCUUUGCAGACUGCUGAUGCAAAUGCAGUGAGAUUACCACGUCAGAGACAAGUCGGUGCCAAGCAUCCAUCCAUAAACAGCAUGGUUUACCAGCACUCACCUGUGCUCAGCACACUGCUGCCCUUACCAAAGGAGAGUGCUCAGUACCGCUCCCAGAGCCACUACUGUCAGGGCAGAGACCCACAGCCCUGCUCGUGUGACAUCCUACCAGACUUCUCACAAUUGCUUACUACCAAGGUGGGCAUCAUUGGAGCUCACUGUAGUGAGUUAAAUUCCUUUUUGCUCCAGUCUGAUGGGACAAAGGAAGAGGAAGAACAAGACCAAGACCAAGAACAAAGAGAAGAACAAGGAAAUCUAAGGAGUCAUUCCUUUGUCCUGACAAAAGAUCUGAGUUUAUCAGCUCUGUGAAGCCCCCAGAAAGGCUUAGUAGAGACAGUGCUGUAUUCUCAAGAGCAACAGCAGAAGGUGAUCGUAACCAGAACAACUAGCAGAAGUUGAGUGACAUGGUUUAAUGUUGCUAAGUAAAUAAUUUUGAAAUUGCAGCUUAAAAAGCCAAAAUCAUUUAUCAGAGGUGGGGUAGUGUAGUACACAAGCAUAUGUAUGGCUGACUGAAGACCUGGACUGUAAUUCCUGGUUCUGUCGCUAUUCCUCUUUUAUCUUAACGCCUUCUUCUCACCAUUUCUGAGAAAUUAUUUUACUGACUUAUUUUGGGAAGUGCUUUGACACCUGCAGAUGAAUAUGAUUAUUGAUUUUAAUGUCAGCCUUCUUUUUUUAAAGGAUUAGCAAAGUAACCAGGAAACAUGACUUACUAUGGCCUAAAAGUUCCUUAAACUGUCCUUUUAGAGGAACUUACUCUUGAAUCUUUGAUAUAUUGUUUACUCCUUUUUUAAUUUCCAUCACCUCUCAUUUAGUUCUAAUAUUUUGUAGCCUAAUUUGGUAGCCUAAUUUAUGACUCACUGUGAAAAGAGUAUAGCAAAGAGGAGUCUUCAUAUACAUGAUGUGAAGUUUACUCAGAAUUAACUUUUCCAAGUUUUACAUUUGCGUUCAUAUUGGGCAGACAGGUUAGUGCUCUUAUGAUCAUAAAAAUGGUGCUUUGGUUGCAGGUUUCCUGGGAGUCUGGUUGGGCAAAGCAUGUGCAGCUGUCUCUCCCAGUGGCAUAAGCUACUCCUGGAUGCUACAUACCUGGCUGGACAUGCAAGAGGCAAUUGUGCUAUCACUGCCCUGCAGCAACAUGGUUUCUCUACUGAAUGAUGCAGCAAGAUGUUGGCCAAUACCUGGAGCUAAGGGAGACUAUUUCAUAGCUUCCUUCUCAUGGUGUUGGGAGAAAUCUUUCAGUUUCUGUUUUAGGAGGCCUUGGCUUGGUCUCAGUUAUCUUUGUCUGCAUCUGUAUCAUGCUGUAUGGCACGCUCUGAGUAAAACCCGACGGUUCUAGUGAGUUCUGCUUUUAAGACACUGUGAUAGUAAGCCAAGUCCUCAGUGAUGGCUUUGGGCCUUCUAACAACAGCCUUGAACUUUCUAGAAAGGAUUGAGAAAUACUUUGAAAUUCAGGUCCUUUAGUCAGCAGAGUCCUUUCCAGGGUUACCUUCUCAGGGCUGAGCUCUGCUUUUUCUGAGGCAACGGAUGUCUAACACAGACACCCCAUACCUGUUUAAGCAUGUAAGCAAGGCCUGGCAGCCUUGCACACAUGACAGUGAGUCAUCCUUCCAGCAGGAGAGAGUGAGUCAGAAAGGGCAGUUGACAAGCUUUAUUUAUCGGUCUCCUGUUAUUUGGCCCAGGAGAAUUUCACUCUGCAAAACCCACCCUUGUUAAUGACAGGCAGAGCUCAGAAGUGUAUCAUGCAACUACUUGCUUUUAUUCCCAUGGGCUUUGCAUGCAGUUUCAUUAUCAGGAAGUCACGGCAGGUUGGCCAUUUCCAUGAAUUUCUUUUUUUAAAGGGACUCUGAGCAUGCCAGCUGUAUCAGAACAACUUGCCCAACCUAGGAUUACCAUAAACAAUACAAAUUCAAAUGCCUCCGAGUGAUGAAAAGAGCCGGGGGUUCUGUGCAACCGCAUUUAUUGAAUUCCCAUUUACUUUCUUCUCUUAGGGCUGACUUGCUCAGAACUUUAAUCAAAUGCUGCUAGCAUAGCCUAGUGUCUUGACUGGCUUUGGAUUAUGGUUCUGCCACUCACAGGCUCCAUAUAGGGUGUGUCAGGCUUUCGAGUGUACGUGUCUAUUUUCAGAAGUUAUUUUGCUCUGUUGUAGAAAUUCACACCAAGAAGAAAGUUGGCAGGAAACUUUGCAGCUCAGAGAUGGAAAAAGAAACAGAAGAAAAAAAAAAAAAAAAGUCUGCCUGAUGAUUAAUGAAGGAAACCCUGCCCUGAGAGGCUUCAGGCUUUGUGCUUGGGAGAGAGGUGGCAUUGCAGCAGGGAGAUCCACCGAGAUGUGGAAUGACCAUUUUGUGUAGUUGGGGUAUGGAAAGAAGCAGUAUAGACUUCAUCCAUUCUACUUGUGUUCUGGGGGAGUUCAGGGCAGUAACUCAUGAAGGCAGCACUCCCAGCAGCAGUGCUGCAGGGCUCAGCAAUCCGAGCCCACAUGGCAGGUCCUGGAGCUCUUGCAAAUUCUUUGUGGUCCUGUUGGUUCAUCUUGUUCUGUUAGAGGCUGGUGUCUGAUAUACAGGGAAAAGCAAUCUGAGCCUUCUCGUUUUCCUCUGCAAGAAAGAUAGGCCAAAAGCAGCACUUCAUCAGCUGCUAACAGGUUUUGUCCAUUUUUACUUGGAUUCAUACAUGUAUUCAUGCAGUUAAAUUUGCUGCAUAGGAGAAUAAUGCCUCCAUAUGCCUUUGGUAAUAUGGCUUUUUGUUGCUCCCAGCCAAGUGGGGACUUAAAAGAUGCUGCAGUGGUGAAAGGCACCAUCGUGUUUCAUGAUCCUGCCCGUGUCCCUCCUCUGCCUGGGGUCCAUCUCCUUUGCCCUCUCAAUUAAACAAAAGAUUCAGGAAUCCUUGACAGAGCUCUGAAGAUGCUUCUCAUUGCUCCUGUUUGUUCUGCUGCUCAUCUCCCUGCCAAAGCCAAGCUGCACCUACCAACCAGCCAGCCCAGGAGAAGUACAAUUUGUACAGAUUGCUGACACCGUCACCUUGGUUGGUCCUCACCAGCAGAUGGGCGUGAUGCUUGUGAUGCCUUUUCACCUCCAGGUGUGCUGGGGGAAAGAGUGCGGCGGUGAGACUGGAAACUGAACCAGGCAAUGAUUUGCACUAUGAGAGGAAGUUGUCAGUCUGGAUUUUCUUAAGCAAGGCUUCCAAACAGUGGUGGCAUGUGUUCCUGCACUGGAUGGGACUAAAACCUUCAUCUUGCAAGCAAACCAUGUACCAGAUACGGUUCUUGUGGCUCAGGCUAUAUCAGAAUGUUUGUGGUGAGAUUUUUACAGUUUGCAGCAAAAAUAAAACAAACUGCAAUUCGCAGAAUGUGGAGAUAUUCUUACUCUGGCUCAUCUUCAUGUGAGAAAGCUUGAAAGAACAGGCUGUAAUUAUCCUGUCAUCUGUUACAGCCCUUCUAUCUGGAAGAGAUAUAAUAAUAUUAAUGCAAUGUAUUUCUUGGUGUCAUUAUUUACAAAACAAUAAAUAGUCAUUUUUCCUUUUCUUUGAAUACAGUAGAAACAAUCUCAAAUUGUUUCUGUACACACAUUCUUGAGACUGCUGGUCCCAACAACGUCUGGCUUCAAAAGAGUUCCCUCUGUGAUGCUCCUUACUUUUCCCCCUCCUGUACCAAGCCAACACAAGCACAGCAGCUAUGAUGGUGUCUCGGCAAGUACAGCAGUUCCUGAAUUUGCAGUCUUGCUGUGGAAGCUAGAUCUCUAGGAGAGGGCUUCCAUUGUUCAUCUGUCUUUACUAUGUUAUAAAGGAUAGUUAUUCCUUCUGCUGAACCUGGCAUAGUAUGCAUGACAUGUUUUUACUGUGCUGUAUAGGUACUGUGGAUUGAAGACUUGCCCAAAGGCUGCCAUUAGCAUUUUUUCAGUGUAAUCAUCAAGAGAAGGAGGUUCAACAUCUAAUUUAGGUGUUUAUAGUAGGUCAUCUUAAGACAGUGCCCAGAUCUCUAUAUUGAUUGGACCUGGAGAUGUGGUAUUGCAGACCUGGAUAGGCAAGGGAUUGACCUAUACUUUGUCCUUUGUACUCAGAAGCUGCAAGAGCUCUCACCCCUGAAGUGCUGUGAUUUAUGCUUUUUAGGAAAGAGGAGGGCGAGAUGUAAGAGGUGGUUGUGCUCUGUACGAAGAGGAGCAGCUCAGAUGCAUGGAGUUCUGUGCACUGUGUGAUGGGCUGGUCAGAAGCUUAUAAGACAGGAUCAAAGGAAAGGCAAAGUACAGGUAACACUGUGGUAGGCACUUGCUACAGAUCACCUAGUCAGAAAGACAAAACAGAUGAAGCCUGCAGAAAUAUGAAAUAAGUGUCAGUGUUUCAAGUCUUGACAUUUACAGGAGAUAUUAACCAACGUGACAUCUGCUGGGCAGGAAACAGUAGGGCACAAGCAAUUCACGUUUCCUGAGUGGGUCAGGACAAUGUGCUGCUGGUAACAAUGUGAAAAACAAUAGGAAGGGUUUCUAGGGGUGUGUUAGAAGUGAUAGGGAAACCAAGAUGUGGAUCUGCUGCUGAACAGGGCAGGUGAGCUGGAUGAACAACAUGGAAAAUUCAGAGGUUCUCAGCAUUUUGUUUGCCUCAGUCUUUACUGUUAUAGUCUGUUCCUGGCUAUCUGUGUCAAGAGGCAGAGUUUGGAAGAUAAAGAUACUACCUGCAGUAGAAGAUGAUUAUGCUGCAGUGACUUACAUAAAAUGAACGUAUACAGAUCCAUGGGACCAAAUGGGAGGCAGUUCAGAUUGACAUAAGGAAGAAAAUUCUUUAUAGUGAGAGUUCUCAAGCAGUGGAGCAAGUUGCCUAGAAAAUGUGUUCAAUUUCUACCCUUAGAUGAAUUCAAAACUCGGCUAAAUCAGACAUUGAGAAACCUGCUUAUUCAUUGAGCAGGAGAUUGUAUGAGAGCCCAGCAGAAGUCAUUUCCAACCUAUUUUUUUCUAUGAUUCUUAGUAGAUGUCUGAAUAUAAUCUGAAAAGCCCCCUGGAAAUGAGAUGCAUAUGCCUUAAAAUGUGCAACACUGAAGGUAACAUGGCCCAAAUGCCACGCAGCCCUUGAAUGGGCCCAUAGGCCAUGGAAGUAUAGAGGAGAAGGUAACAGUGGUGGUACAGGGAAUGCAGCCAAUAGGAAGGACCAUGGGCCAGGAGGAUUAGUAGCACUUAAGCAGUGCUCUCUGCUGCUCCAUUCUAAUCUGUCACCCUGCAGGUGUGCUGUAUGUAUUCUAAUAGGUAGUCCAGAUCCUCCCAGUGCUCAAGGUAUUGGUGUCACACUCUUUGAAGUCCUUACGAGUCCCUAACAGCUCUCUGUCCAAGAUCCCUGGGUAGCCUGAGCUCUGAGUUAGUGCUGACGUCCGUUUGAGCAACUGUGGCAGCUGGGAGCUGAUGUGUUCUUGUUUUACCCAGCUGGCAGCACUUACAAUAGCAGCACAGAGUGCAGGGAAGGUCUUGCCAGGGGGUUAGUCACCAGCAGACAUGCUGUCUAUAAGCUCCCGGGGCAAAUACUCUGUUGCUGGGGUGGGCUGGCACACACACUGCUGCAUCUUCACAGCUCUUGCUACCAGACCUGGGCACACCUCCAGUGCACACUGGAACCCUACGAAGGCCUCAGUUUCUUGCAAUGCUUUUGCUUUGUCCCUGAGCAGCUCCUGCUUCAGGUGGUGUUACACAGCUGCUGGUUCAGCAGGUUCACUCCCACAGGAAAGCUACUGUAAGUAUUUCAGGUUUAAUUUAGAGUAAUUUAGGUUUAAUCAGUGUUUUGGACCUUUUGUCAUUCUUUAUUUUGACACUAUUUCAGAAGGGCUGCCUUUUGGGCUAUUGAAUCCUCUGCAGACUACUGGUUGGAAGCAGUUUUUCCAGGCCUGCAUCUCUGCAAGUGAGGCACUCUAACCUUUGGUGGCUGGCCAGGAGGAGCCACAAUGUCCUGGAGUCUCUCUCGUGGAUGGUGAAAUCUUGGGGAAUAAAGUCCUAAAAGAACAAAGCUUAACUCUGCAGUAAGAACUACGCUUUAAACAGGGUGAGUUGUUUGUGCACAGCAGUAAUUAAAUUGACAUUUUCUGUCAUUUCUUUGAACAGUCCUUGAUGUUGCAUCUGAAUUACUGGCUGAUGGAAGUCCCAACCUCAAUCUUUCAGCAGAAGUUGUGUGACCAUGGAAAUGUGAGAAAACUUGCUGAGAGCAUAUCUGCAUUAAAGUAAUAGGCUUUGGUGCAAUUCUAAGAGUUGAUUUCCAAACAGGGUUUGAUUCCUGUGUUAAUUUGUGCUUGCUGUGACUAGAACUGUAUUUGGUUGGACUGGAUGAUCUUAGUGGUCUUUUUCAACCUUAAUGAUUGUGUGAUUCUUUUUUAAGUUGUAGUCCUUCUCCCCAUGGUCCAUGGUCAGGCUGUGACUGAAGUACCACUCAAGAGGGGAUGUUUUUUUUAGGGAAAGGACAACUGAUAUGCAGCAUCAUGCAGAAGUUUGCUAGGAAAGCAGAGAAGCUGGGUAAAACAUCCAGGAACUCAGUGUAAAUAUCAAGAAUCUCUUAUUGCUUAAAUGAUCUUAAAUAUUAUGUGUUAUCACAGGAUAAGAAUUGUCUCUUGAUAUACAUAUAUAUUUAGCAAAGAUCACUGACAUAUUCCCUUUGAAGUAAACAACACUGUGCUCAGUAGAGCAAGAGUUACUGCAGGAGAACAAAUAGCCAGAUUUGCUCUGAA
This is a messenger RNA of Phasianus colchicus (ring-necked pheasant), 7642 nucleotides long. Lineage: Eukaryota; Metazoa; Chordata; Aves; Galliformes; Phasianidae. The record is from RefSeq and is a predicted model, not a curated record.